AUGGCAUCGUGGAAGAAAACAAUAGCAACACCAUUCAAGAAGGCAGCAACAUUCUUCAACCAACCGCAGCAACCGUCACAAAAGGGUUGCCAUGGAGGAAGAAUGGAUGCUAAAGCAAGGGAAGAACACGAGAGGAGGAUGGCACAAGAGCUUCAAGGAGAAGUCAUGGCUUGUGGAUACGACGAUGUUCUCGUCAUGUGGUCUAUUCUCGACAAAUCUAACUCCUCCAAUAACCUCACUUCUUAA
Messenger RNA from Microthlaspi erraticum, 246 nucleotides. The record is from the annotation of a GenBank genome assembly. Lineage: Eukaryota; Viridiplantae; Streptophyta; Magnoliopsida; Brassicales; Brassicaceae.